AUGCAAACGGUAGGGUUCGAAAACGCGACAAGAUACAGAGGACAGUCGUCGGCGAGGGCGAGUGAGGAAGGUCAUCAAGAGAAUGUGGAGAUCACGCUCGACAUCAAGGAAGAUUCCAUCUCCGUAUACAACUCUAAGCCAUCAAAAGACGAGGAUCCAGGGAAAUCACGUCUUGGACAAAGCCGUUCGAUGAAGAAGAUCUCGGUGCUGAAACACCUAGAGUCAGUUUCUAACGAACUGAGACGACUUACUUCUUCAGUUCCGUUGACAUCGGAGACAAAACCACCGCGUAGAGCAGAGCUAGCGCUCAAGGGUCUCAAGUUCAUUACCAAGGCUGAUGGUGUCGCUGGUUGGCCUGGUGUUGAGAAAGAGUUCGCUAGGUUAACCGAGAAGACCGGUGGUUUAUUGCCCCGUUCCAACUUCGGUGAAUGUAUAGGGAUCAAGUCAAAGGGGUUUGCAGAGGCACUGUUCGACGCCUUAGCAAAGAGGCGAAACAUAACUGGAGAAGUAAUUAGCCAGGAUCAGUUGCAAGAAUUCUGGGAGCAGAUCAAUGAUCAGGACUUUGAUUCCAGGCUACGACUUUUCUUCGACAUGGCCGAUAUAGAUGCGGAUGGGAGGUUGACUGAAAACGAAGUACAAAAGAUUAUAACUCUAAGUGCUUCUGCCAACAACCUGGAUAAGAUUAGGGAUCAAGCAGCAGAAUAUGCUGCUUUGAUUAUGGAAGAACUAGAUCCAGAUGAUUGUGGGUACAUCAUGAUAGAGGCGCUCGAGGUGCUGCUGUUGCAAGGGCCAGCUGAGGCUAUCAGAGAUGUCAAGAGUAAGGAACUGAGCAUGUUGAUAAGUCAGCAGCUUGAAGUAUCACAGAGUAGGAAUCUCGGGAAGCGUUUGUACAGUGGGGUUAAGUAUUUUGUGUUGGAUAAUUGGAAGAGACUCUGGGUGAUGGCUCUAUGGAUAGCUGUUAUGGCCGGGCUGUUCACAUGGAAGUUUAUGGAGUAUCGAAAUAGACCAGCUUACCAAGUUAUGGGAGCUUGUGUUUGUAUAGCUAAAGGAGCUGGAGAGACCCUUAAACUGAAUAUGGCUAUUGUUUUGUUACCAGUUUGUAGGAACACCAUCACUUUGCUCCGGACCAAAACCAAGUUAAGUGUUGCUGUUCCUUUCGAUGACAACCUCAACUUCCACAAGGUCAUAGCAAUAGCAAUCUCAAUUGGGGUUGGAAUCCAUGCCACAGCUCAUUUAGCAUGUGAUUUCCCUCGGCUGAUAGCUGCAGAUGAAGAGACAUAUAAGCCAAUGGAGCAGUAUUUUGGUGUACAGCCAAAGAGUUAUGUAGAGUUUUUGAAGUCAGUGGAAGUAGUAACCGGGACCGUCAUGGUUAUAUUAAUGACCAUAAGCUUCACAUUGGCUACAUCAUGGCUUAGACGAAAUAACUCUGAGACUCUCCCUAAACCAUUGAAGAAAAUAAUUGGCUUCAACGCCUUCUGUUACACUCACCAUUUGUUUGUUAUCGUCUACACACUCCUAGUCAUUCACGGAUACUAUGUCUACCUCAUCAAGAUAUGGUACAAGAAGACGACAUGGAUGUACUUGAUGGUACCAGUGGUUAUUUACUUGUCUGAAAGGCUGGUUCGUGCGCUCAGGUCAAGAAUUGAGACUGUUAAGAUACUAAAGGUUGGUCUGUUACCAGGGAAACUCUUAUCGCUUCAUAUGUCAAGACCAGACAACUUCAGAUACAAAAGCGGACAAUACAUGUAUCUCAAAUGUUCUGAAGUGUCUUCAUUAGAAUGGCAUCCAUUCUCAAUUACAUCGGCUCCAGGAGAUGACUACCUUAGUGUUCACAUCAGGGGUCUAGGAGACUGGACUAACAAGUUAAGAUCAAAAUUCUCGGAGGUGUGUGCUGCCCCCACUGAUGAAAAUAGGCUUAAUAGUGGCGAUUUGAGAAACGGGAAUAGCUACCCUUACUGGCCAAAACUCGUAAUCGACGGUCCAUAUGGAGCACCAUCACAAGACUACAAGAACUUCGAAGUUGUUCUACUAGUGGGUCUAGGAAUCGGAGCUACUCCUAUGAUCAGCAUUAUCAAGGACAUAAUCAAUAACUUGAAAGUCAAUACUGGAGAUGAAGAAGAAGGAAGAGGCAGUAACCGGAACCACAACGUGGUCACACCUCCUCCUAUUUCUCCUGCAAGAAAGAGAGAGAUGUUCAUAACCAAGAGAGCAUACUUCCACUGGAGCACAAAAGAGCAAGGAACUUUUGACUGGUUCAAGAACGUGUUGGACGAAGUGGCCGAAGCAGAUGUUAACAACGUUAUAGAGCUGCAUAAUUACUGCAGCAGCAUCUACCAAGAAGGAGACGCGAGGUCCGCACUGAUCACGAUGCUCCAGUCGCUGUACCACGCCAAGAACGGAAGGGACAUUGUGUCGGGAACACUUGUCAUGUCCGAAUUCGCUAGGCCAAAAUGGAGGAGCAUUUACAAAAGGAUCGCUGUGAAGCAUCCCUACACCAGAGUUGGAGUGUUUUAUUGCGGACUAGCUGGAGCAGUGAAGGAGCACCAAGAUUUGGCAAAGGAAUUCUCUCAUAAAACCUCCACCAAAUUCUGUUUCCAUAAAGAAAAUUUCUAGAAAUUUACGUUUUCUGAUAUAAUAUAUUGUACACAUGGUGUGAGUUAAUAUUUUCUUUUACUGUGAAGUUAAAGUU
This is a messenger RNA of Brassica oleracea var. oleracea, 2689 nucleotides long. RefSeq names its product respiratory burst oxidase homolog protein A-like. Gene Ontology annotation, cellular component: plasma membrane. NCBI's taxonomy places the organism in Eukaryota, Viridiplantae, Streptophyta, Magnoliopsida, Brassicales, Brassicaceae. Gene Ontology annotation, molecular function: calcium ion binding; NAD(P)H oxidase H2O2-forming activity; peroxidase activity. The coding region runs from base 1 to 2613 and encodes 870 amino acids. The record is from RefSeq and is a predicted model, not a curated record. The transcript has 12 exons.